AGGAAAGGAAGGGGCGGAGGGGACGCUGGCGGUGCGCGCACUCGGAAGGACGCGGCGGCAGCGGCCCGCGGGUCGGUGCUGCGCGUGCGCGGCGGCGCUGCGGUUUCCGGUUGCGGCUCUGCCGGCCGAGGGCAGCCGCGCUCGGGAUGGAGGACGAGGAUUUCUUGUUGGCGCUCAGGCUGCAGAGGGAAUGGGAAGAGCAGGACAAGGCGGCGGCGGCGGCAGCAGCAAAGCGCCCUGAUGUCUCUCCGUACCGCUCGUCCCUCCGCCCGCUGUCGGUGGUGGACGAGGCGUGGGAGCUGCUGGACCCCAGCCCCGACGUUCAUGGCCUGUUCGUGCACUUCAACCAGACGCUCUUCUGGGGCAAACUGGAGGCUGUCACGGUGUCCUGGAGCCCUCGCAUGACCAGCUCUGCUGGUAUCUGUUCAUAUCACGAAAGAAGUGGGUUGUGUUCCAUUCGUCUCAGUGAGCCACUUCUAAAGUUACGGCCAAGGAAGGAUCUUGUGGAGACACUGUUGCAUGAAAUGAUCCAUGCCCUGCUCUUUGUUACUCAUAACUACAAAGAUCGUGAGUCUCACGGACCCGAGUUCUGCAAGCACAUGCAUCGCAUUAAUCUCUUGACUGGAGCUAAUGUCACAAUCUAUCACAAUUUUUAUGAUGAGAUUAAUUUGUACCGCCAGCACUGGUGGCGAUGCAAUGGCCCCUGCCAAAACAGAGUACCUUACUUUGGAUAUGUGAAGCGCUCAAUGAACAGAGCACCCUCUGCACAUGACUUCUGGUGGGAUGAACAUCAGAGGACAUGUGGGGGCACGUUCACAAAAGUGAAGGAGCCAGACAAAUUCUCAGAGAAGUCCAAGCAGAAAACUCAGACAGCAAAACCUCCACAUUUCAAGUCAACUACCAAAGGCAAGACACAAGUGCAUGGCAAUUGCAAAGACCUGACUGCUUUUAGUGGAACAGGAUAUCGGCUUGGAGGAGGAGACGGUGUACUUUCAGAGAAAAACACAAAUGCCAGCAGCUCCUCUGCAAACAGUGAAGCACACGGCUCACUGCAUCAUUCAGCAGUAAGGACAAUACCAAUCCCUAAAAACGAGAUGAAACUGGAAAAAUUACCCCAUGGCAGCAUCUUCCCGCUUCAUAGCUAUGGUGCCAGUGAGAAGAGCAGCUUAGCUUUAAAGCGUGAGUUUCCCAAACUCUCUGCUGCUGAUACAGGGGAGGACGAGAACGACUGUGGCUUGCCUGCUGGGAUGGCUCGUGUUGCUGGGGAAACAUCAAGCCAAGGCUCACCAGUUGGCAGGAGGGCUAUGCCAUCUUCUAACUGGUCACCAAAACGAAUUUGUUUGGAGCAGACCCCAAGAGCUCAGGGUGCAUCUGAGAAAAAAGGCUUAGAACGUGUUCAUACACUGCAGCAAUGGCCAAAAAAGGAAGACAAAACUGCCUUUGAAAAGUAUUUCAACAAAAAGGGGGGUACUGAUGUCACUGCAACUACAAAAACCAGAGUUGAAUUUACACAGUCCUCUGCAAGUCCUAGCAAUCCUGUGAGGCAGGAGAGAAGAGUCAGUUGUCCUGUUUGUGAGACUGGUGUUUUGGAAUCUGAAAUAAAUGAACAUCUUGAUUCUUGUCUUUCGUAGAACAGCAGAAAGUUUCUUAAAAAGAUAAACCAGGGCUGGAAACAUUGUUUGAAAGGUAAUUUUUGCUCAGGGUUUGCUUAGCUGUGGUUAAACUCCACAUUCCUGUUCUGAAAUGGAAUUUAAAAUGUAGCUAUCUCUGUAUCCUCACAGAAGUAAGUAAAAAUUGUGUGGAAUGCUGCUAGGAAUACUGGUAGAGACUGUUCCUGGACAUGUCAUAAAAGCUUUCCAUGAUUUCCCAGUUAAACUUCCUUCAAGUGCUAUACAGGACAAAUUAGGAUUAAAGUGGCAUUACCUGCCAGUCUUUAUUUUGCUUCUUCUGGAAGCCAGCCAGGUUCAUGGUUAGCAGGCCAGUCAGUUGAGUACUAAAGCCAUUGUGCCAUGAGAAGUUAAGAGUGCCAGGCACUUGUGUUUUCUAUGUGAGCUGCUGAAACGUUCCCUUGGUGCACUAAGGUAUUUAAUGGGUUAAGCAUUAAACAGCAUGAUUCCUUACAAUCAGUAAAACUGAUUGUAUGUUUGCUUAAACAUAAAAAUUGUUUUAUAUAAAUAGCUUUUAAACAAAAUAGUUUUAUAUCUUGUUACUGUAAUUUUAAAUGGCUAUGUACAUGUUUACAGUGUUACUGCUGCUCUCUUAACUCAUUUUAAAUGCUUCAUAUUUUUAAAAAUAAUGACACUACAGAAGUUUAAUGUAAAUUACUUUGUUCUUGCAUUCUCUGAAUAAAUUGUUACUGAAGUUUAAAUUUCCACUAAGCCUGGCCAUUUUGUGUCACUUACCAGUGGGUUCACCUCUAUAUAACAGUCUGGUUUAUUAGAGCCUUUCUGUAUUAACACUUUUCCUUCUUAAAUUUCCCUGCAAAAACAGGUGCUGGUGAAUUGCUGCUGCUUUCUCCAUCCUAUUUUAAAACAGUUUCACUGUUGUUGCACUUCUGUGAAAAAUUUUAUGAAUACUGAUAGUAAAACUUGCUUUGCCGUGUUAAUUUUCCAUACUUCCUUCUUAAAGCUGCAGCCAUCUAUCAGUGUUUCCAGUGAUAUUUGACAUUUUCAAGGACAGGACUACCAAGAAAUAUUUGUAUUAUGUUUUUAAGAUGAGGGCGAGAGUUGCACCACAAAGCAUCUCUCACGUCAUGAAGCGUUUUUGAGAGAUAUUUCCAUUAAAAUUGCUCUCUGCAGUUUCCUCAUUUGUCUUUCCUCCUGUGACAGAUGUGAGUAAAGGAGAAGGAUUGUGAGUAUUGUUAAAUGUGGGGAUUUUUCCUAAUGUCUUCUUUUUCUUCUGAAUUGUUCAUUUGAAGGACAAACAGAAAACAAAUUAAGAAAUUACUGAAUAGUGUAGCCAGCUUAGGCUGUAGGCAAGUCUGUCCCUCAUACACGUCCUAAAAUAGAUCAUUGUCCAAACAAUUGAGCAAUUCUGGAUCAGCUAUGGAAAAAUAGCACCGCUGUCAUGUGUUUUUACAAGGAAGUAUUCUAAGACUAGGAUCUCUUUUAUCCAGAGAGGAAGGUUUUGCAGUUACUAUUUAUUGCAGGCUGUUACUAAUGGGUCAUGGCCACCUUCAUUUUGGGUAUGUUACUACAAAUGCUGUUUCUGUAAAAUGUUGUGCUUGAAUACAGUGUCCUGCCCACAAGGAUAACAAUGACUACCAGUGUGUUUUUUAAAUAUGCUGUUCAAUUUGGGUCAAAGAUGAGAAAUUCCAUCCUCUCUAUCAGUUGUCUUUGUCCUUGAAUGAGUUUAGAUACUGCCUGGAACAGCACACGCUGUCAGUGUUGAGCCUUGAACAAACGCACUUCACGGAAAUGCAGCGUAAGUUGCCUGAAUGGAAACUUGAGAAACAAGUUAAUAGACUCGAUUUCUGAGGCAAAGCAGCUGUGAAGGAGGGUCAAACGUGCAUUUUGGCAAUAGAAGGUUCUGCAAACUAAAGGAAAAAGCCACCUCAUUUUGUGGUGACCUGCUACGAUUGCUCUGGAUAAUUCAGAGAGGAGUUCCAGAGGUUAAAAUUAGCUAAGCGGGGGUUACUUGGCCCUUUCAUUAUUAUCAUAAGAGACUGCUCUUCAGUUGUCUUGAAACUGGUUAUCAGGCAAGAAAUCCUGAAGGUCGCAUAUUAGCAAGUAUUUUUUACUUUAUGGAAAUGUUCUCUAGGAAGUUUUCAUAACACAUGAGUUCUGAUGAAGCAGUGGGAAGAAUUUUUCUCAGGGUUCCUAAAAUGUAUUAGUAUCUUGCAAGGAGAUACGCAAUAUAAAUAGUCUGGUUUAGAACAUAUUUUAACAGCAAUAGUGAAUGUUCAUGUCUCCUUUAGUCCAACCUCUACUUCUUUUCACCUGGCAUAUUUGGGUCAUGUGGGAGAAGUGUAUUCUCACAGCCAGUUUAACCCUAAUGCCUGUGCAUAAGCUGAUGAGGAGGCUGUUUACAUCUGGGUGGAAGCAGGCCCCUCAGGCAGGGCAGGCCCUGCUGCUCAGAGUGUGGAGCCAGGAACCUGUUACCUCAGCCCCCUUUCUGGCAACAUUUCCCAAGAGAACAACCAGAGAAACGCUGCUCAUUUGGAACAGGCUGUGCUACCUGCCUCUGGCCAAUGCCUCUGGGCUGUGCUACCUCUGCCUCUGGACCAAUGUAAUGAAGGUCACCAGGUAGUAAUCCAGUACAAAAUUAAAGGCUAGAGAGGGCUUGGACAUAACUGGACAAGAAGUGAAUAAUUCCUGAGGUGCAAAGUAUCUAUUCAAACUUCCCUUGGUGCAGCAGGAGAACACUAAGUGGCUUGUGAGGGUUUUCUUCCUCGUGUGUUCUUCUGGAGCCCCUCAGUUCUCCUGCAUUUUCCAUACACACAGCAUCUCUUCAAGUAAAGCAAUAUACCCUUUACUGAAGGGUUAACAGCAAGAAGGCAUCAACAAGUUUCUGAGAAAAAAGACUGAUGGACAUCUCUUCCAAGUGGGUGGAGCAAUCCAUGGUGAUGGUGGGAUGAUGCAGACUUCUCUGGCGGGAGAAUAUUAAGAAACUGUCACCACAGCAGUUUGCCUCUGCACUGCUGGGUCUGGUCAUCCUAGAACACCAUGUCUGUGCCUUUUGUCAAAUCUUGUCACCUGAAAUUGAAAGGCCACUAAAAGGUUGGACCGGGUGACCUUGUGAGGCUACAGCUGGCCCACAUGCCCCUGUGAGCAUGUUGAUUGCUGCCUGAUGUGGUGAAGGCAGCAGUGCAACCGCUGGUCUCCAGCAGCUGCUCCCUAUCAGAUAGCCAGCAUUCGUCAGUUUUACACUCCAAACUGAAAUACCCAGGUUCUUUCUUGCAUCGGGAUUACUACAGCUGUCUUGAAGCCUUGGGAUUUAAGAAACUCUUUUUAAAAAUAUGACUCUGCAUAAAAAUUACCCUUGAAGUGUGGUUUGUGGGCAGACAGGCCAUGAAAGAGACUUGCAUUUCACUAUAUGUGAAAGUAGAAAGAAAUAUUUCAUAGACUCGUGUAUGGAUAAAAAAGAAAAAGCCAAGGCCCCAGGAGCUUUGUGUGGAGCUUUGAGAUCCUUCACCAGGCCGUUAGGUGGCACUCCUUGCACGUAAGGAAUUCUCAUUUCAUCCUCUAACCUGUGCGGGGAGAGAACAGAGAGUGCCGGAUUGCAGGCUCUGUUUUGCCUACCCUGCACUCCAGGCUGAACGUGGACCAGCAGCAUCCCUGACUGGACCACAAACAAGCUAAAGGAGGAGGGAUGGUGGGGGGAAAUACCUGCAACUAGCUGAGAAACGAAAAGUAAAUUCACAGCUAACUAGAUUUUGUGAAUGAUUCUUUAACUUUGCUGAAAGAAGGACUGGGAAGAUGAGAGAGUAGCUCAUUUUUCCACUUCAGGGCUCAGGAGCAAGCCGAAAAGCAUCCUUUUGUGGCUUACACAUACCACACUGCUUGCAUCCAUUGCAGUGACAAAGCUAAUUUUCUGUCAUGGUUGGCAUCAACACAGCUCCACAAGAGAUGCAGGACAGAGCUUUAGGAAGUCAGAGGGGUUUAUAGAACACAGAACUCCUGUGCCUCGCCUAAGCCAGGGAGCCAGAGGGGUGUAACAGGCCCAGGGAAGGGUAGUGUACUACAGGAGUGAAAGCUUAAAUGGGAUGUGGCCAUGGCCUUAAUUCCUGUUUCCAUUUACUUCUGCCUGGCCAGGCUGCUUUAAGACUAGAUUAAAUUUCUAAGCAGGUGCAGCAGCUUGGCCUCAAUAGCUCACCCUGUCUCUGUUCCAUCCAUCACCUUUCAUUUACAUAAUUUCACCUGCUUUUUUGCCUUAGUAUGUCUUGGAUGUGACAUUUCCUAAACUGUAUAACAAAGAAUUUUUGAAGAGGCAAACCCCAACAAGUCAAGUAUUUGGCUUCACCAUUGCUUAAUUUAAAAGCAGAGAUUGCUUUAUUUUUCUUUAACUGAUGUCAAUCUCUGGAUCAUAGUUUUUGUGUUUGUUACAAGCACCUUCUCUUCAGAGAGCUGUCACUAGUGGCAUAAAAAGUCUGGGGCAAGACGUGGGCUAGAGCUCAGUGAAGGCCUGGUACAGGAUAUGAGCUAUAGGAAUAUGGCUUAGUUGGAGGUUUUAAUUCUUCUUGUGGCUUCAGUAGGCAAUUUACAAUGGCAGAAAUGGCCAUAGGGCCACUCUGCUCUUACCCUGCUCUCUCCCCACUGCUUUGCUGCCCUGCCUUUGUCUUCCCACCGACACUGGUCUCUUCCCUGGAGCAUCCCAGUAAUGAUCUGCUUUCUUCCCCAAAGGAUCCCCUCAGUGGGUGUGCUGCCACUCAUCCAUUAGCAGUUUUUGAUUCGCUGGAAAGGUGUUGUGUUUGGAGGCAGGCACAAAGCAGAAGUGUAAGUGACUCACUUGGAAGGUGGCCUCCUGCAGAUGCCAGUGCAGCCUCUGCAGGGUGGGACUGGGCCUGGCCACGGCACCAACAGCAAAAAAACCUCCCUGAUGUGUCACAGGACCACAGGGCUGGGCACAGGCUGCUCUGGGUACUGUGGCUCUGGAAGGACAUGGCACAAGUCUGGGCUCUUCUGGCAGAUGGCAAACAGAAACAUAUCCAAAGGGAAGAGUCAUCCUGAGGAUAAGCCAACACCCCAGGGUCUUCAGAGAGGAUGGCACCUGUACCAGGCGCCAGAAGUAUGGAUAGCUGCAAGUAAGGGACUCCUGUCUUAAAUCUGCUGUGCUCCCCAGGCCAUGCUGCUAGGAAUCCUUUGGGUUGUUCCUUUGAUUUACAUUUAGCAGUACCUACAUGGGAAAUUUAAUUUAAAGAAGAGAAAAAAAUUUCUUUCAGCAAGGGUGGCUGAACAUGGGAACAGGUUUUCUGCAGAGGUUAUGGAGGGUCCAUCCUUGAAGAUACUCAAAUCCCAACUGGCAUGGUCUUAAGCAGCCAGAUUUGGAUGACCUUGUUAAAGGGCAGGAGAGCUGGAUCAGACCACCUUCAGGAGCCCCUUCCCACAUAAACAGCCUUGUGUUUCCACCUAACAACCCCAGGAGCACUGCAGGUCAAACUGACAUUACACUAAAGGGAAUUAAGGUCCACCUGCUUGCCCUUGCCCUGCUAUAUCCCAGAGGUGCUCACACCAUCUCUGAUCAUCAGCUGAUUUCCAGCUGGGCAUUUCUUCCUCUCCCUGCAGUUUGGUGUGGGCGGCUCUCAUCACUGUCACCAUGCAGCCCGUGGGGAUGGGGGAUGAGUCUCUUGUCGCAUCAGGGACUGGGGGACUUCAGGCAGGAGCUGGGCAGGUGCCAUGACACAGGGACAAGCACAAGGAAGCUCUGCCCUGGCAAGCCUAAUUGCUGAAUCCUCUCCAGGUCACGCUGUGGGGGGGAGGAUUAUCAGCCCUGCAGACAGCACGAAUGAAAACUCAGACUUAAUUAACUUUGAAUGUACCUGGAAGAGAUUUAGAAUGCCAGCAAAGCAUCCCAUGAGAGGAAACAGGAGGUAUUUUGUGCACUGCAAAACCCUAAGUCUAUCCAAGCUAUCAGGCAGCAUUUUCCAGGCAAUAUGGCAGAGUUAAGACAACUCUUCAAGAGGUCUCACUGCUGACAUUUGGGCUUAGGCUUGGGCCAUGAAAUGCAAUGUUGCUGAAGCGGUCCCACAUCCCAAGUGGUAAGCAAUGCCAUGACUUUGGAGCUGUUUGCAAGGGGUUACGGACACAAGCAUUAAACACAAGCAUCCCCUGAAGGAAUGGGGAGCCCUCAGUUUGGAGGAGAACACUGAAAAGUUGUUGCCUUAAUGCCACCUUCCUUUUAACCCCUCUACAGGUCCCAGAAAUGUUGUCUUCUCCAAACCAAUUCUGCAGCAGUCCCACCCUAAACCAAUGCCUUGCAUGCUCAGCUGUGCACACGCUGAACCAUACAGAGGCUGCAGGCAGACCAUGCACACCCUGCAGCAGAUAUGGAUGCAAACACUGCCUUAACUUCUUCAGGAAGAGGAGAGGGAUGGGAGGCUUCUGCUGUUGGGCAAGCAUCCUCACCCAGCUAUGAAUUAUUACAGGAUGGGUUGAUCCCAGUCCUCAGCAUGUUUUCACAUGUGGAUAUGGGUGUGUGCUGAAGUGACACCAUUUUUAGGAGACUGACAAGUAGAUGUCCUGUCCAUGAAACCUGCAACAAUUUCCAGUUCUCCUUCUCUCUACCUCUCUUCAGCAGAAAGACUACCCAAGCCUGGUGUGAAGCUAUUGCUGGGUGGUUGUUGCAUGGUUAAGGGACUCUAAAUGCAGUGCCAGGUGAAGGGUAUGUCCCAUGAACUGCCAGAGUUCAGCUGUGUCAUGUAUACCCUCACCAUCUCUGCACAGGACAAGGAGCAAUUCGAGCUUAGUUGGCCUCCCAGGGACAGUAGCUUAGCACACAGAGCUUUUGUCAGGCAGCAGCACCAACCAGAGCCUGUGCUGCCGGCCAUGACUCGGUAGCCACUAUUCUCAAGGCAUUUUGUGCAGCCAGAGCUUGGGUAGCACCUGACCACCUGGAAAGGCAGCCACCAGGCUGUGAUCAGCUGUCAUCUCACAAAAAAAACCCACCCCAAAUGUUUUCCUCAGCCAAGCAUGUUACAAUUUACUCCAACCCCCAAUCAAGGGACACAGCAGGAGAGAAAGGCCUGCAGCUCAUUUGAGAGCAGGUGGGAGAUUUGACAGUGCUCGGGGAGCCCUGGAAGGAUGCAAAAGCACUGGGGUAGGAAGGGGCUGGAGAGGCCCCCAAGCACAUGUGGGAGCAGAAAUGGCAAGGGCAGGUAGGUUGGAAGCAGAGCAGUUGCUCUCCAGGCACUCUCACAUGAGGAAUCGAGCAAAUUUUCAAACCUACUGUAAGCACUGGAGGUGCAACUACCCCCAUCCCACUUUCCCCGCUCCUCCAUCCCUGCCCCAGUGGAUUUUUGUGUCACACAGCAUCCUCCCUCUGUAAGAGAGCAGUGUGUCUCUGUCACCUCUGGGACACAAAGAACGUGUUUUUCUGCUCUGGGACAAGGCCAUGUCCUGGCUGUGACACAGCAGGACCCCACCUGCUCUCUCCAGUCCCACGAGCCUGAGGCAUUUCUGCAUCCUGCUCCUGGUGUCCCAGUCACAGCCUGGCAACAGCUGGCUCCCCACUCCCCACCUGCCCUCUUGGAUUUGUGUAAGCCUUGGGUUUAUCGUGAAGUACGUGCUCUUCCUCCUCAUCUCAUUGCAUAAUGUUCCAUGGUUGCAGAGCUACAGCAGCUCUCAGCUAGAUACAGUCAUUUCCUAAUGUGCUAUUUUAAAUAAAGGGUUAAAAAAGCCCAAAAAACAAAUGAAACAGCUAAAAUGCUCCUAAAGUGCAGGUAGAAAAAUAAAAGUAGCCAAAGAAGUUUCAAAAUCGCUACCUACAGGAGCUCUUUCAGAUACAAGGAAUAUUUGGGAUUGAAGAGAGUUAACUUUGUAGUUUCUGCUUGUUCAUUAAAAUAUGACUGUGCAGAACAUGUGCCCAGCACCACAUUACUCACUGUUAUGUUGUGGCUGGGAAGGGGAAGUGAAGGGAAAAUAAAUAUGCCUAAUGUGACAGCUCAAACUUUGCUCUUUGCUAUCGAGAACACCAUCAACUGGACUCUAAUCUCAGAAAACAGAUUAUUACCCACGGCCCUCUGGCAAACACAGAGGUAAUGGUGUCCACAGUCACAUUUUCCCUCAGGAAAUAUUCUCUUUGACAUCCAAAGAUGCUCUCAAGUGCUCCUAUAAAAACAGUUCUGAAGUACCUUUUGACUGGUAACUCACUGUACAGCACUCACCAAAAUUUUACUUUUCAGAUCUAGGGGUGGUGGCAUUUAGUUCGUUUCUUUAGUGGAUGGUUGAUUCACUUCUAUCUUACUGCAUGAAAAAAAUUCUCAGGAUUCCAACAGCCAUUAAUCCAGCCCCAAAAUUCUAGUUUCCUUGUGUUCCUUAGAGCUGCCACCAUGUCUUGUGCUGUAAUGCAAUCUUUUUUAUUAGAUUUAUAACGCUUGCUUACAUGCAGUAACGUAAGCAAGACACAUUUACAACCAAAGCGAUUUGCCUUCAUAUAGUUUUGAGAGGUUUUUAUUCUUGGUUUUUUGGUUGACCCUUGCUUUUUUUAGGCAGCAAAAUACAACUCACAACCCAACAUGAUAUUCAGGCACUAGGCUUGUCAUUUGUGAGUAGGACUCAAAUCUCUACACUUUAGUUAUGAUGGCUUCAUCUUUUCAGUUUUAAAUAAAAUAAAACAGAACCACACCAGCCCUUGAAACAAACCCAGGAGAGGCACUGGUUCGACCCUGGCAAUCCACACUGACACAGACAGACAAGCCCACAAGGAGCACUGGAUAUUCAGAAUAUUCAGAGAUGAAAUUUUACUUCCCGUCUCCAACAGUAUUUUAAAGAAAUAAAGGGUUUCAGCUCAGACACUGCCCUGAAGCAUGUGCCUUUUAUCACAGCUUGCCUGCGUGUGAUCCUGGUAAGUUGUUAGCCCAUCUCUGUGUUUUACAUCCCUCCCACUCUGAUGUGAGGCAUACCCUGCAAACUUUCAGCCAUAUGGAAAGGACAGUACUGGGCUUAGAGGCUAAACGAGCCAGUCACCACUAACAGCAUUUAUUGCCAUGUUACAAAGGUAGUGACAACAAUUUCUCCAGAAGACCCCAUAAACUAUUACCAUUAGAAGUUUAAUCUCAAGCUGCAUAUUUAAUAAUGGGAAAGUCCAACAGCUUACUUUUGGAAUACAGGCAAGGAAACCUGCUCCUAGUUCAAGUAAAGUUAUGAACAUCUCAUCUUCAGAGAUAAAAAUAUGCUUGUUUGCAACACACAUGCAUGAAGAAAAGGAUGGAUGGGAUGAAUCACCUGUCUUUUCUGAGACAAACAUUUUUGCAUUCUUUUCCCCUAUACUUAAUGUUCCUCUCAAAGCAGACACCUAUAGUGUAUUUUUAAUUGGACUGUCCCAUAUUCCUCAUACCCACCCAACAUGUUCUAUCUAUCCAAGAUACAGUCUCUUGACAUCCUACCUUACCAUUUCUAUUCAACUCAUUACCUCCUCCCUCUCCUGCUAAAGACUUGAACCUAUCCCCAACGGGUUGGCAAGUUACAUCUCAUCUGUCCCUUCCACUUUUAGAGCCAACUCAUUUGGGAGCUAUGAGUUUGGGGUUCUUUUUUCAUAUUUCAGGAAAGGGAUAAAUAUUCUGUAUAUUCACUCAACUUCAAAGCCAUCAGGAAAAGCCUGAUGAAACUCAGUAAGCGGCAGUAAAAGUCAACAGAGCAAAUUCUCUGGAACUGGUUUUGUCUGGUAGGAGAGAGGACCUUGAAACCUGCUUCUGUCAGCUGCUAUCCACCCCUAACAGACAGGGUCAAGCAAAUCUGAUGCAGCAGAUGUUCCGGAGUGAACACAGCUCCUGUACAAACAGACUUCAGUACGUGCGCAGUAAUUACUUACAUUCAAGCUUUACAUUCAUGUGAAAAAAGAAAAAAAAAAAAAAGUUGCCAAUGGGAGACCCAGAGAUCCAUACCUUGACCCCCAUCCCCUCUAAACAGCAGGUGAGAUCCAAAUCCAGCUAAGACCCAUGAAUUUCUUCAAAGUCUUUGCUGCUCAGUACUCAUAAAUUCCUACUAAGUAUUUGCAAGAACAUGCUGCUAUCUGCAUGCCUGCAGGCAAGGUGCAAAUGCGAGACUCCUGGAGUUUUGUGACUUUGAGUUUGCUCUCAUCACUUGGCAUUCUCCCCUCUUCUUCAAAGCAUUCAGCAUGCACAGAAAUGGCACUUUUCAGUCUGGCUGUACUUACCAGUAUGAUGGAGAUGUGAUUUUUCCACUCCUGACCUUGAAGUGGUCAGCAAAGCCAGAUGUUUUACAUAUGACACAGGCUGUCAGCUCUCAAAUCUGCAAAUGUCUUUCCUGAGAAACACCCAAGAGAAACUCUUUGUUUUCCCUGGUGCAUUGUUUAAAUUUACUAUGCAAAACAAUCCCCCUGCAUAUUGGUGCUCAACCAUGUGAUAAUUUAAAAAACAAAACAAAACCCAAACCAGGUCUACACAGGAUGGUUGCAAGAAAGGCUUCUUCCUUGUUCAAUGUAAAACUAGGAUGGGGAAGAGGAACUUUCAAGAGAACUUGUAAGAAGUUAACAGCAUUGAACAUGGAAAAAUCUUCAAAGUAUUUUGCCAUCAGCUCAGUGCUGCUACACUUGUGUUUCAACCUAACAAAAUGCCAAGAACCAUCACCUUAGAGCAGAAACGUGCACAACUGGCACCCAAGUGCCAGGAAAGGUGCACUAAUGCUGGAGACUCAUCUGAAGAUGCAGGUAACUCUUUCUGAACUAGCUGAAGACAGACAAGCACAUGCAGAGGGCUUCACAAAAGCUAGAGUAAUGUCAGAAGCACAGCCAGACAGCUGUUUCCUUGAUAACCACAGAGCCAAUACAAAGCUCGUCAAAAGAGGAGGAAGAGUGUGUGCUGUCUCUUACAGUUUUGCACCUGCAGCCUCUCCAUUCUUCUGUCCUCUCUCAAGGGACCAUCAUUCAUUGGGAGCCAUGUAAAACUGAGGACAUCCCAUUAAACCUUACAAAUCCUGUUUGAAUGUGAUUCAUUCUGUACCUCACACCAGUCAAAAGUGGUGAAAAAGCUAGAGCUGAAUCUACAUCAUGAUCACUCUUCAGAAAGCCUAAAAAGGGUUCUGUUUUUGAGGGAGGAAAUCAUCAGGAAAAUAGUGACCAGACCCAGGUAACUGUAGGCAGUCCAAAGAAAAAAAAUCCAAAACCCAAAUCAAGCCAAAACACACUGAAAAAAAACCCAAAACAAACCCACCAAAAACACGACAACAAAAAAACCCAAAUGCAAACCAAAAUCCCAACCAAACACCCACAACAGAACAACCAAAAUUCCACACACCGUCUUUAUCAGGAGACAUUCAUAACUUAGUUGCUACAGAGUAGUUUUAAAAGUUAGAAAGAUUACAAAUAACCACAUAGUUUUCAAGAACCUUUAUACAUCAUCUUUUUUAAUUAGAUUAGCUUUACAAGCAACUUGAGGAGAUGUUUCAUAAUGAACACUGCUUUUGAAAUUACACAACUUUAUAGGCAACCUGUAAAUGAAUCCUGAAUUUCUUUGCCUGCUAUAGAUAAAGGUCUCAUAUUUCACAGCCAGCUAACAUCAUGAAUAAAAAUAGCAUUAUGAAGCUUUAUUUUUAACCAGGACUAGACACAUACAGAUCAUAAGACAGUUUAAAAAAUAGUUUUAAAACAAGGACCUGCUUGGUGAUGCUCAAGACUGAAUAUUCAACCGACAUGAAAUGAACAGUUUCUAAAGGACAUGGAAGAAAUGGCUGACCUGAUUUGUUGACCCUGUUGUAAUGACUUACAUGGAGUGAAAAAUUAAGCACUUUUUAAACCUGUCUGGCAAGCACAAACCUACAGUGUGAUUAGAAUUUGAUACGCUGUUUAACUGCAGCGGUUUGAAUUACAGAGGGACUGAAAUGAGUUUAAAGGCUUAUGCUUACGUUUCUAAAACAAAACCAAAGUUCUGUUAAAGAAGUACUAAUGAAGAUGAAGUAGAAGAGGUGACUUUUUUGCUUGUUUCACUGGUAGCCUAAAAGCACUGCAGACCAGACAGUGAUGAAGAUUUGCACUCCUUGGCCAGGUUGGCAGAGGCACUUACAGUAAAGGUAUCCUGUCUGUUUCUCUGGGAAGAAAAGAGGAAAGAGGAAGAGAACUGUACAGGGCAAGAACUUACUAAAAAAAGGAAAAGUGAAAUCAAAACAAAGCUGGGAUUUCUGUUGGUUCUCCUAAAUGAUAUACCAAUAGUGAAUUUUUCUCCCCUUCUGUCAGUUUGUUACUAAACAAUUAGCUUUUUCAUGUUUUACAUGAACAAUAGUAAUGUUUUUAAUAAAAAAUUACUGAGCUUUCCAUAGAAAGGGUCUUUAAUUGAAUACAAACUAUACAGAUGCUAAAAUUGUCACAAGUUGUAAUAUAUACAGAAAUAUUUCUGUACACUCACAUUGUUUUGGCUAAGUAAGGAAAUAAGGGACAGAUAGAAAACUGCAGUGGGUAAGGUGAACAACCCCCAAACUCCUGUAAAUAUGAAUGCUGUCUUUGAUAAGUUUGCUUUUGUUUUCUCAAGCUUUUAAAGCUCAGG
This is a messenger RNA of Motacilla alba alba, 14152 nucleotides long. RefSeq names its product SprT-like N-terminal domain (gene SPRTN). The record is from RefSeq and is a predicted model, not a curated record. Lineage: Eukaryota; Metazoa; Chordata; Aves; Passeriformes; Motacillidae. The transcript has 5 exons. The coding region runs from base 147 to 1631 and encodes 494 amino acids. Gene Ontology annotation, molecular function: single-stranded DNA binding; polyubiquitin modification-dependent protein binding; metalloendopeptidase activity. Gene Ontology annotation, cellular component: nucleus. Gene Ontology annotation, biological process: DNA repair.